AUGCAGUUCUCCACCAUCUUCCUUACCCUCGCCGCCGUCGCUGGCUUCGUCGCUGCCAACCCCACUGGCCAGAAGAACGGCAACUGCGCCACCGGCCAGCUCCAGUGCUGCUCGCAGGUUACCCAGGGCAAGGAGGCCGAGGAGGCCCUUGCCGGCCUUGGUCUUGCCCUCAACGAGGCCCUCACCGGUGCCAUCGGCCUCAACUGUGACUCGGUCCCCUUCCUGAUCGGUGUCACCGUCCAGGACCAGUGCAAGAACACCCCCGUCUGCUGCGAGGGCUCCGCCAACAACGGUCUCAUCCAGACCUCGUGCACUGCCCUCCCCAUCGUCUAA
Molecule: messenger RNA, 333 nt
Organism: Pseudozyma flocculosa PF-1
Lineage: Eukaryota; Fungi; Basidiomycota; Ustilaginomycetes; Ustilaginales; Ustilaginaceae
Exons: 2
Coding region: 1-333 (110 amino acids)
Cellular component (GO): fungal-type cell wall
Molecular function (GO): structural constituent of cell wall
Source: RefSeq, a predicted model, not a curated record